This is a messenger RNA of Paraphaeosphaeria sporulosa, 1604 nucleotides long. RefSeq names its product Cloroperoxidase. The coding region runs from base 241 to 1491 and encodes 416 amino acids. Gene Ontology annotation, molecular function: peroxidase activity. The transcript is spliced from 5 exons. NCBI's taxonomy places the organism in Eukaryota, Fungi, Ascomycota, Dothideomycetes, Pleosporales, Didymosphaeriaceae. The record is from RefSeq and is a predicted model, not a curated record.
GCGGGGAGUUUACCAUCAAGGUUGAUGCCGAGGAACUUUUUUAUGUUGUGAGAUGGGUGCCUUGCCUGUUUAGGCAGUGUCGAUGUCGUGUAUGGUGUAAGACGGCGAUGUUGUUGGCCCAACAUACCCCUCCCGAUGCUCUAGUACCACGGCAAGUAGCGGCAACAUAUCUGCGAGCAACGAUAUAAGUGAAAGCGCACGGCCACGACCGAAUGCUCAGGUCGAUCGUACUCCAUCAAUAUGCGCUUACAAUCCAGUCUUCCCUCAUUUUUGGUAUGCUUUGCGCCGUUGGCGAGCGCCUUCCCAACUGCGGUACUUGAAGCCGCAGCCCACGACCCGUCCAUCUUGAAGCGUGCUGCGGAAAUCGCGAAGCUACUUGAGAACCGACAGGCUGGUGCAGAUGCCGCAACUGGAAUCUUCGAGCCGGUGAACACAUUCAAUGCUCAAGCACAGUAUAUCAAUGUGACAAAGGGCUCGGGACACGAGUACGUGGCUCCCGGGCCGAAUGAUCUCAGAGGCCCAUGCCCUGGUCUGAAUGCCUUUGCGAACCACAAUUUCCUCCCCCAUAAUGGGUACGCCUCCGUCACACAAUACAUCGAUGCCACAACGAAGGUUGUUGGCAUGGGUCCAUUACUGUCGAUCUUUUUGUCUGCUCUGGGCGGAGCCAUCGAUGGCGAUAUACUGAACUGGAGUAUGGGUGGCACGCCGUCUCUUGCUCAGGGCGGCGUCACUGGCGUCUUGGGAAAUGGACUAAUUGGGUCGCACAACAAGUAUGAGGGUGAUGCUUCUCCCACUAGACCUGAUUUGUACCAGUCAGGGAACAACUACAAGACUGUUACUUCGCAGUUCCAGGAAUUGAUCGACUACUCACCUGGAGGUGAGGUUACGCUGGACUCACUCACUUCGUUCCGAUCACACCGGUUUGAUACUCAGAUUUCCCAGAACCCAAGAUUCUUCAAUGGCCCAUUCUCGGGAGUGCUUGUGCAACCUGCUGCUGCCGAACACCCUGCAGGCCAGCUGUCAUACGACGUUAUCCAAUCGUGGUUCGGUGUGCAAGGUUCGAAUAAGAAUUAUAACGCCGUCCAGGGAACCGAGCGCAUCCCUGAGAACUGGUACCGCCGCGCGAUCGAGUACCCGUAUGAUACCGAAUACUUCCUUGCGGACGCAUUAAACGCGGCUGCUCUUCAUCCCAAGUUUCUCGACAUUGGCGGCAACACGGGAACCACUGACUCCUUCGUCGGUGUGGAUGUUGCCGACCUGACCGGCGGCGUCUUCAACUCCGCAAACCUGCUGCAAGGGAACAACUUCGCAUGCUUCGUGUACCAGCUGUCUGCCCAAGCGAAGCCUGACGCGGUCCUCGGUGUGUUGGAUCAGUUGACGAACGCUGUAGGUAGCAUUAUUGGCAAGCUUGGCUGCCCGCAGUUGCAAGCCAUCGAUAACGAGCAGCUGAAGCAGUUCCCUGGUUACUCCCAGAAGCCAGUUUAUGGAUAGUAUGAUUGCAUGAUGACUCGGACGUAUGUAGAGGAUGUCGUCCAGGAGGGAGACGCUGCUCAGACGCAUCUGAGCAUCUCUCGGGUUUAGGUAAUGACUCUUAAGUUGUUUAU